CCCGCGUCAGCCCAGCCAGCCCCACCUGUGCUCCCAAUGCCCAGCGUCUUUAGAAUGUGAGCGCAUAAAAGUACGCACUCCCCCCUGGGCCUCCCAAACCGAUCGGGAGUAUAAGUUCUUGGAGUAGCCUGCAACCCAUCCUCCGUCCCGUCGCGACAAAUCCAUCUCAAAACACCUUCGCUCACACACAAGAUCCUCGUAUCUUGUAUAGUAAAACACCGUCAUCAUUUACAGCUAUCAACAACAAACUAUGGGGCUCGCUAGCAAGAUGGCCGCGGCGAAAGUCCAGAGUGCGCAACCCCCGGGCGGCGCCCCCGCCGCCGCUUCAGCCUAUCCUGGCGCCGACAGUCGUCCAACAUACACCGGCCAGCAGCCACCGGCAACUUACAACCCGCAAAAGACCGGACAAGCUCAGUACCAGGCCUACCAACCUCAACAGCAGCAAGCUCCUCCUCCGCAGCAACAGUCGUACGGUCAGCAGCAGCAGCAGCAGUACGGCGGCGGCCAACAAGCCUAUCCCCCACAGUCGUACGGUGCACCGGCGCCCCCCGGCGCGGGCGCGCUCCCACCAAAGAAAGCUAGCCCCGCAACCGACCCGGAGAUCCUCUUCUCGAUCCUGAAGGAGACGACGACGGAGAACAACCUGGGGAAUUUCUACGAUGACAACAGAUUACGACAGCUAGCGGCGCAGCUCGGACGUACGGAUCCCGUGACCACCAUCUGCGGGCGCUGGGACAUUCCUCUCGAGAUCUCGUUCGACCUCGUAAAGCUGGCGCUGUACGAUAUCGUCUUCCUGGUGGACGACAGUGGCUCGAUCGAGUUCUCGAAGCUCCAGGGUGAGCUGAAAUCGCUGCUGAGGAGCGCCGCGUUCGCAAGUAGUCUUUUCGAUCAGGAUGGCUUCUCGGUCAAGUUCUUGAACUCGACUGUGGAGGGGGAUAAUAUUCGCACCGAGGCCCAGGCGGAGGAUCUGGUGAACAGAGUGAGGUUCCAGGGCGUUACUCCGCUGGUUACGUCGCUGCGCGACAAAAUUCUCAGGAAAUAUCUGGGCGAGGUUCAUGAGCAGACCCCUAAUAUCAAGAAACCGCUGCUGGUGAUCAUCAUUACCGACGGAAUGCCCACAGACAGUCCCGGCCGCGAAUUCCAGCGCCUCAUCAAAGACUACAAAAUCAAGCCUGUCGCAUUUCAAAUCGCGCAGGUCGGUGUAGAUGCCGAUGCCCAGGACUUCCUUGCAUCCCUCGAUUCGGACCCCGAAGUCGGCGGUCUGAUCGAUUGCACAUCCAACUUCGAAAUGGAAUCAGCCGAGUUCCGGCGGAUGACCAACAUGGCGCUUACGCGUGAGCUGUGGUACACCAAGCUUCUGUUAGGUAGUAUCGACAGAACCUAUGACAAAAAGGACGAGAAAGAAUCCGGCUACGCGCCGCCCGCUCCCGCCAAGCCCUCAUACGGCGGCAGUGCGCCGGCGGCCCCACCAAGCCAGUACUACCAAGCCCCGGGCGGUGGCCAGCAGCAGUACCCUCCAUCGUACAGCCAGCAACCCCAGGCGCAACAGUAUGGUCACCAGCAGUACCCGCAGGGGCAGCCGGGACAUGGACAGCAGGGACAUGGGCCGCAGUCCUACAACAAUCCUGCGCAGUCCUCACAUUCGCCUGCGCCCCGCGGUCAGGAAUAUGGGUAUCCCCCCUCGUCUGGACAGCAGUAUCAGCAGGGGUACGUGCCGCCGCCGCCCGCUGGGUACAGUGCCCCGCCGCCUCAAGGACAGUACUAUAGUGGACAACAGCCACCGCCCGGAGGCCGCUACUAGGCACCUAUUUCAAUCAGUUCUGGCAGCGAGACUGGGUGGAACAGAAGCGGGGGCGGUCAUAAAGGGAUGUGGGCUGCAGAGUCUUUGCCUGUGUGUGUAGGAUGGGAAUAGAGGCCUUUUACUUGUUCUUGUUCUUACUUGUUUCUUACGACGUACGUUCAUGGGUGUGUAGUGGGCGUGAGAGCCAUCGCGGAAUGAAAAUGAAAAUAGUAUACCUACACGGUUUUA
Molecule: messenger RNA, 2029 nt
Organism: Tricharina praecox
Lineage: Eukaryota; Fungi; Ascomycota; Pezizomycetes; Pezizales; Pyronemataceae
Exons: 7
Coding region: 251-1801 (516 amino acids)
Source: RefSeq, a predicted model, not a curated record